Molecule: messenger RNA, 384 nt
Organism: Loa loa (African eye worm)
Lineage: Eukaryota; Metazoa; Nematoda; Chromadorea; Rhabditida; Onchocercidae
Exons: 1
Source: RefSeq, a predicted model, not a curated record
AUACACACAUACUACACACACACACACACACACACACAUAUGUAUAUAUAUAUACAUAGAUACCCACAUACAUACACUUACACACAUAUAUGUACUCACAUACACACACACAUAUGUAUAUAUACAUACAUAGAUACCCACACACACAUAUGUAUAUAUAUAUAUACACCACAUACAUACAUCUACAUACAUAUAUGCACCACAUACACACACACAUGUAUAUAUAUAUAUAUAGAUACCCACAUACAUAUACCUACAACAUAUAUGCACCCACCGCAUAUAUACUUAUUAUACACAUAUAUACAUGUCUACAUACAUCCAAAUAUACACCACACAUAUAUAUAUAUAUACCAACAUAUCAUGCGCAGCUAUACACCCAUACAU